AGCGGAUGUAGCAGCAGCAGCAGUCUACAGUACUCUGGCAACCAUGUAGCGCUGAGAGCAAAAACAUCUUCCUCUCCGACCAGCUCAAGUGCCAUGUUCUUAUAUCCGUAUCGUUGUAGAGUAACAGUGCUCGGAAAAUGUGUCUCAGAGAGUAAACGCAAGCUCAGAGAGGAAUUACAGGGCGAGGGAGUCGACAGCGAUACCGAAGCCUGCUAUCCAGGGGCACUACCUCCCCUCGCCUGGAGGUUUGGAAGUGGACAUUUAGCUGCUUUUCUUUUUCAUUAGCCAACCUUGGCGGGUUUUUUUUCUUUUUCUUUUUUUUUUUAGUAGCUCUCAAUGGCUCCAUUUGUUUAACUAAGCGUGCCGUGGACGCGAGAGAAGGGCGUGUAACGCAAAUUGUACCAGGGCAAAGCUCGUUUGCACCGGGGUCCCGUCUCCGCGUUACCGCCCCGUUUUUUCCUCUUGUAGUAAGGCUAGCAGCAACAGCAGGGAGAAAGCCUGCCGGGUGGAGUUGGGCUUGAGGAAUACAACCGAAAGCUGCUUUCGCAAACAUGGGCAAUACAACCUCCUGCUGCGUGUCGUCGAGCCCCAAACACCGGAGAAGCAACCACUCCAGGCUGGAGCCCUACCGGCCCGAGCCGGAGCUGAGUCGCGAAGACACGGGUUGCAACCUCCAGCACAUCAGCGACAGAGAAAAUAUAGAUGAUCUUCCCAUGGAGUACAAUCCCUCAGAUCAUCCCCGCGCCAGCACCAUUUUCCUCAGCAAGUCACAAACCGAUGUUGCUGUGCCCAACAAAAGAGUUCGAGAAAAACGGAAGAGCCUUUACAUCAACCACUUAACACACAUUUCGGAGAACAAGCAUUUUCCGGGCCCAGUGAGACGGAAAUACAGCUCCUGUUCCACCAUAUUCCUCGAUGACAGCACUGUCAGUCAACCCAACCUGAAAUACACCAUCAAAUGCGUAGCCCUUGCAAUAUAUUAUCAUAUAAAGAACAGAGACAUCGACGGAAGAAUGUUGAAUGAGCUGGAGCGUCAGUUCCUGGAAUUGCUGCAGUUCAAUAUCAACGUGCCGUCCAGCGUCUACGCCAAGUAUUACUUUGACCUGCGCUCGCUUGCUGAGGCCAAUAACCUCAGCUUCCCCCUGGAGCCUCUCAGCAGGGACAAGGCGCAAAAACUAGAGGCCAUCUCACGGCUGUGUGAUGACAAGUACAAAGACUUGAGGAAACUAGCCAAGAAGCGCUCGGUGAGCGCAGACAACCUAACAGUGGUGCGGUGGUGUCCGGCCAUCAUUUCCUAACACUGGCUGUCUGCAGAGGAAUGCAUCAUAGACCUGUACUGUAUUUCUGCCUAGUAUGCAGGCAGACCAGGUGGGCAGCAGUCGUGUGGAUCAGUGUCAGUGGAAUCUCCUCACACAUACACACACCCCUUCAACAAUCUGGCACUAUUACAAAUGCGAUUGCAUCCAGACUGGUUGUUGUACAUAAAAGAAGUCCCGUUUCCUGCCUGCACCGAACCAAACGGAGCUAAGCUGAACCAAACUGAACGCUGAUGGAGUGAAGACCACCUAACUUCAGAAGAUAAGCAGCCAGGUGGAAAAACAGAAGUGGAGAGACUUGUGUAAAGUCCAGAAAUGAAAAUGGGAACACGCUUAAAAAGCAGAAUACAGGACGUAACAGCGGCAGCGGCGCUCCAUAAUUCCCUCCAAUGCUCAAGUGCUUGUACAGCUGCUGGAGGGGACGCCGUGUACAUUCCUUUGAUUUUAAUCUUCUGGUUCAGUCAGUACGUUAGCUGAAGCAUGAGAUGAUCGUUUGACAGCUUAUAGACACAUUUCAGACUUUACUUCAAUUUCUCAGUUUGUGUUUUGUUGGGUGUUUUUGUUCUUUUGCAUUCCCACACAGCAGCUCCCUCUGUUCGCAGAGACAAGCGCAAACAAAAGAAAGACAUUUCACCGUUAGCUUAGCAGUACAGUUGAUACGUCGACUAUAUAUCCUCAGCCCUUCUUGACAAACAGAUGGGGACCAUUUGACUGAAGUUUUCAUCAGGAUAACUGACAUUUAACGAGACAAGUCCGUUUUUAGCUCAAGGGCACUCAUUCAGCUCGUAGGCAUCCAGUUGCAGAAUAGUAUCUCUGACAGUACGGCCACCCAGCAACCAUUCAGAUAAAGCAAUAUUCAUGCAUCGCUUUGUUGUUGUGAUUAAAUAUAACAAAGCACGCACACAUGGGAGGAGAUUUACUGGAAGACAGAAACGAGACAUACUGUAGAGCUUCUGUUGUACUUUAUUCACUGCCAUUGCCCUGACCUGUGGUGCCUGUAAUAAGCUAGUUAAACACUUCUCCCCUCUCUGCUGGAGAAAAAAAAAAGAACAAAUAAGUCUGAAGUAUUUUUUUUCCUCUAACGUUUUGUACGGUUCUUCCAACUUACAAAGUAACAGCACAAGUGAAAACAUUGACAUUAAAAUGCCAACUAAAAGCAUGAACCUUCAGGGCCGUCACAGACUGAAACGAAUGAAAAAGCUUCGCGCGAUGAUUGAAACACUGCUUACAAAAUGAUAGAUUGUAUACAUUUUGCUAAAUUGUCUUUGUACAGUGUAAAUACAGCACCGUCGUGUGCAAAAAUCUGUAAACUGAGGUCAUAAUGUUAAAAAAAAUACAAAAAGAAUAAGGUUAGAAUAUUUAUAUGGGUCAGUUUAUACUGUAAAUGGGGGGAGGGGCAAAUAUGUCUAAAUAUGUGUUUCUAUGACAAAUCAAGUAAAGAAGAGAGUCAAGUGUUACGAUUUAAAU
Neolamprologus brichardi is the source of this 2783-nucleotide messenger RNA. The record is from RefSeq and is a predicted model, not a curated record. Lineage: Eukaryota; Metazoa; Chordata; Actinopteri; Cichliformes; Cichlidae.